Molecule: messenger RNA, 1467 nt
Organism: Apis florea (little honeybee)
Lineage: Eukaryota; Metazoa; Arthropoda; Insecta; Hymenoptera; Apidae
Biological process (GO): meiotic chromosome condensation; mitotic sister chromatid separation
Cellular component (GO): nucleus; condensin complex
Molecular function (GO): chromatin binding
Source: RefSeq, a predicted model, not a curated record
GAAGAUGAAGAAAAUUCUUCAUUAAUAGAAAAUGAUUUAUCAAUAAAUGAAUUACAAGUAAGCAAAGAAAAUGUGAUAAAUAAUAAUUGUGAAAGUUCAUUUGCUAAUUUAAAACAAGCUAUUACUAAAAAAAAUGAAUCAAAGAAACGAGAUACUGAACAAACUAUAAUACAAAAUCAUAGUGAUGAAAAGAGUUCAAUUCAGAAUUUCAAAGAAAUGAAUCAAAUUAAAAAACAAUCCCAAACUGAAGAUUCUGUACAAGUGAAUCAAAUAAAAAAGGAUAAUCAAAAUGUUAAACAUAUACAACUUGAAACUAAUGAUCAAAUAAAACAUAAUAAAGAAUAAAUAUUUUUAAAGAGAAUGAAAUUUUUGAAUCAAAUAAUUUGGAUAAUGUAAGAUGGAAGGAAGAAUUAUCUAAUACAUGGAAAAGAGGGAAUCAAACAACAAAAAUGUCUAUAUGUUCUGUAAAUGAUAUAAAUGAAUGUGAUUGGAAGCCAAUGCCACUUAUUCAAGGAAUAAAACAUGUUUUCUGUGAUAAUUCACCUAUUUUAAAACUUCCAGAUUAUAUUUCAUUCUUGGAAACAAAAUUUGGUUCUAAAAAACGUAAAUUUACAUCAAAAUUAUGCGAACGUGAAUGUUUAACAAAAUUGGUUUUGCGUGAAACAAAAUUACUUACAAAGAAAAAUACUACUUUACAAAUGAAACAGAAAUUUAAACAUUUACAAAAGCAGGAAAUAGAAGAUUUCAUGAAAAAUUUUGAUGAGUGUCUAAAUGGUACAGAAAGAGAAAAUGUUAAUUAUCGAUAUGAAGCUGUAACAAAUAUUGCUACUGAUAUACUGGAUUUUCAUAUGUCUCAAAAUCAAAAUAAUUCAAUUGAAAAUAAUGCAGAAAAUAUGACAAGUAGAAGUUCUUCACCUACUGAUAAUGUAUUACAUUCAAUAAUUUAUCAAAAUUCAUUUGAUACUUCUGUAAAAUCUCCUGAUUCAAGUAAUAAUUGGUGUGAAACUUCAAUAUCGGACAUUAAUUUGUCCUAUUCUUUACCAGAUUAUCAAACAUUAAUUGAGCAUAAAAUGAAAGAAAUUUUUGAAGAAUCUAAUGUUAUAACAGAAUUAGAUCAAACUGUAGCAAAAUGGCAUGCUUCUUUGCAACCAAAAUUAUCAGAAGUUGAAACAAGACCUACAUUUCGAAUUCGUGAUUAUUCAUCACGUAUAAUAGAAGAAUUAAAAACAUUAGAACAAAAAACAGUUAAUUUUGAUACUAUUGUUCAAGACAAACCUGCUUAUGAAGUAGCUAGAUAUUUCUUAGCUUCAUUACAAUUGGCAAACACUUACAAUGUGGAAAUAAAAACAAAAAGCAGUGAUAAUAAUAUAGAAAUAAUGUUACUUAAUGGAAAAAGUUGUGAGAAAAAUUAAAAAAAUAAUUUUAAUAUUAAUACUUUUGUAUUUAUAGUGAUUCUUAAAAAUAUUU